UCUAGUGGAUAAUGAAAAGAGGAAAGACUGCGAGCGCUCGUUUUCCUCAGGAAGGUGGUGAGACGGUUUCCCAUGAUGCGCUUGUUUAGCCCAUGGAAUGCUGGGAAAAAGCGUUUACUCUCUGAACGUAGUGGGGAGGAGACGCCGAUCUGUGAGAGGAGUGGCGCGCAGUGACGCAGGAGACAGUGACACGCCCUUCACACGCCCUGCUAACAGCUGAAGGGAGGAGCCACCGGACUGUUACAUUUUCUAGGAGGGAAUUUCCGUCGUGACAGGGAACGAGAUGAAGAGAAUGAGGCCUAAACUGCUCGGGCCCGGGGCCCCUACUCUGCUCUUCUGCUUCUUCUUCGCUAUUGGUUUGUGCAGCGGUCGGCAGGUGAGGGUCCCCUCGGGGCCCUUAUACAGAGUGGAGGGAACGUCGGUGUCCAUCCCAUGUAAUGUGAGUGAGUAUGAGGGCCCCAGCCUGCAGAACUUUGAGUGGUUUAUGUACCGGCCAGCAGCACCUGAUCAUUCCAUCGCCAUCGUCAGCACCAAGGACAGCAAGUUUGCGUAUGCGGUGUAUGCUGCACGGGUGCAGAGCGGGGAGAUCUACAUUCACCGAGUGGAUGGGGACCACGUGGAGCUUCGUAUUAAGCGACUGAGAGAGGAGGACGCCGGGGUCUAUGAAUGCUACACCCCCACCACUGACGCCAAGUACCUUGGCUCCUACAGCGACAAAGUACUUCUCAAAGUGCUCCCAGAUACGCUGCAAGUCUCAGACAAAUCCGCCCUCAGGGGGCGCCUUGCGCCGGCCACCCCUUUGCAGUUGACAUUAACAGAGGGAACUGAUUUGUACGUAACCUGCACAGCUGUCAGCGACUCCCAACAACACACUCACCUCUCUGUCUCUUUUGGCCUCACAAAACCGGGGGCCCCUGUGGGUCGCCAGACCUUGCAGGACAUUGUCUCAGUACAGAGGGAUUUCAGUGUAGAACCUGCCCAAUCAGAACCUUUCUCCCUGCGCUACCAGACGGGGGAGCUGCGAGUGGAGAAAUCAGACAGCAGUACUUUUAAGCUUGUGCUGUCUCACGCCCACCCCCAGGACUCCGGCACCUACCACUGCACUGCGGCCCAGUGGAUCCAAGAUCCAGACGGGACCUGGCAGAGCAUUGCAGAGAAAAGAUCUGUCUUGGCUGAAGUCACCAUCCAGACCAUUGAGUCACAGCUGAAAGUGUCGUCGGGCCCCCGGGAGCUGACUAUCAAUUCUGGGGACGUGCUCGAAAUGUGGUGCGAUGUGUCCCUUUCCGCUCGGCAACCCCCGGAUGUUCUAUUUGCUGUCGAGUGGCUCAUGAAAGCCACCGAGGAUGCCCCGGAGCAGCUGGUAGCGAUGCUUAGCCACAAUGGCUUGGUGACUCUGGCUGGGCGCUACACUGGGGACGAGGGGGGCACCCGGCACAUCUCCCUAGAGAAACUGCCACCCUUACCUGGCACUUACCGACUCCGUAUCCAUUCGGCCCAGCCAGGGGACGUGGGAAUGUACAGUUGCCGUGUCAAAGCGUUGGUGUCCCACGCUGGCUCCAGACUGGAAGAAGUGGCGCAGAAAGUUGCCCCGAGUGUGGGGGUCUCAAUUAGGACACAGGACGUAUCACUGGGUGCCCGCACCACCCUGCAAUCGCCCACACUACACCGCGGGGACACCGCCAUUCUGCUGUGCAACGUUACCGUGGAUACGCCUCAGUCUGUUCACACUGCAGUCACCUGGUGGGCGGAGCUCCCCGGGGAGAAUCCAGAAGAGACCUCAGGCCGAUUAGUAGCCUCAGUGAACCGCGAGGGUGUGUCUGAUUCAUGGUUCCGCCCAUUUGGGGAUGAGCUGAGUACAGACAAGGUGGGGCCUGGGUGCUACCGACUGCGCAUGUACAACAUCCAGGCAGAGGAUGAAGGCAAAUAUUACUGUGCUGUCACUGCCUGGCUCCAGUAUCCCGAUCUGAGCUGGUACAAUGCGGCCACUGCAAGGUCCAACUCCAUCACUCUCUAUUCCUAUGCUCGGGCCAAGGACUUGCUGCUUAUUCCAAUGGUUGCUGGGGUGGCUAGUGCCCUGUUUGUGGGCAUCUUCAUUCUUGCUACUGUGACCUGCUGCUACAUGAGACACCUCAGGGGCCGCAAGAGAUGAACUGGGGCCAAAACAGAACCCCCUGAGUCUGGAGCAGUGAUUUUUGCUAAUGAGAAGUCAUUUAUUGACAGCACUUGUACAUUACCCCACUCCAACUGCACAGCCUCUGCCAUUCCCGGCCUCCCUGACAUAAUAUAUACCACUCCAACUGCACAGCCUCUGCCAUUCCUAUCCUCCCUGCCAUGUAAUAUAUACAACUGCACAGCCUCUGCCAUUCCUAUCCUCCCUGAUAUAAUAUAUACCACUCUGACUGCACAGCCUCUGCCAUUCCCAGCCUCCCUGACAUAAUAUAAUAUAUACAACUCCGACUGCACAGCCUCUACCAUUCCCAGCCUCCCUGACAUAAUAUAAUAUAUACAACUCCAACUGCACAGCCUCUAUCAUUCCCAACCUCCCUGCCAUGUAAUAUAUACAACUGCACAGCCUCUGCCAUUCCUAUCCUCCCUGACAUAAUAUAUACCACUCCAACUGCACAGCCUCUGCCAUUCCCAGCCUCCCUGCCAUGUAAUAUAUACAACUGCACAGCCUUUGCCAUUCCUAUGCUCCCUGACAUAAUAUAUAUCACUCCGACUGCACAGAUUCUGCCAUUCCCGGCCUCCCUGACAUAAUAUAAUAUAUACCACUCUGACUGCACAGCCUCUACCAUUCCCAGCCUCCCUGCCAUGUAAUAUAUACAACUGCACAGCCUCUGCCAUUCCCUGGCCUCCCUGACAUAGUAUAUACAGUUCCGACUGCACAGCCUCUGCCAUUCCCAGCCUUCCUGCCAUGUAAUAUAUAGCACUCCAACUACACAGCCUCUGCCAUUUAAUAUAUACCACUCCAACUGCACAGCCUCUGCCAUUCCCUGGCCUCCCUGACAUAGUAUAUAUAGUUCCGACUGCACAGCCUCUGCCAUUCCCGGGCCUCACUCACAUAAUAUAUACAACUCCGACUGCACAGCCUCUGCCAUUCCCUGGCCUCCCUGCCAUGUAAUAUAUACCACUCCAACUGCACAGCCUUUGCCAUUCCCGGGCCUCACACAUAAUAUAUACCACUCCGACUGACAGCCUCUGCAAUUCCCAGGCCUCCCUGCCAUGUUAAAUAUACCACUCUGACUGCACAGCCUCUGCCUUUCCUGGGCCUCCCUGACAUAAUAUAUACAACUCCGACUGCACAGCCUCUGCCAUUCCCUGGCCUCCCUGCCAUGUAAUAUUACCACUCCGACUGCACAGCCAUUUCUAGUUCUCGGCUGAAUGGAUACUCUACCUGUGAAUUGGACACAUAGUGCUGUAAUAUGAAGGAUCAAUUUAAGAUAUUUCAUUUCAUUAGUGGAUGCUGUAAAAUAUUAACCUGCAGGCUGUUUCCGAGAAGCUCAGACUGUUUGUGCAUAGUGACUCUACAGGAGGCCUUCACUGCUCAAAGCGACAAUACAGGAGGCCUUCACUGCCCGUAGUGACUCUACAAGAGGCCUUCACUGCCCGUAGUCACUCUACAAUAGGCCUUCACUGCCCGUAAUGACUCUACAAUAGGCCUUUACUGCCCGUAGUGACUCUAUAUGAGGCCUUCACUGCCCAUAGUGACUCUACAAAGGCCUUCACUGCCCGUAGUGACUCUACAAUAGGCCUUCACUGCCCAUAGUAACUCUACAAAGGCCUUCACUGCCCGUAGUGACUCUACAAAGGCCUUCACUGCCCGUAGUGACUCUACAUGAGGCCUUCACUGCCCAUAGUGACUCUACAAGAGGCCUUCACUGCCCAUAGUAACUCUACAAAGGCCUUCACUGCCCGUAGUGACUCUACAAGAGGCCUUCACUGCCCGUGGUGACUUUACAAGAGGCCUUCACUGCCCGUAGUGACUUUACAAGGGGCCUUUACUGCCCACAGCUACAAGAGGCAUCUGUACACUGUACAAGAGAGCAGCUCUAUAAAAAUAUUAAUUAAUUUACCCAUUCUGAUUAAUCUACAAGGCUUGACUUUAUAAGAGGGGUCCUGUCAACCACCCACAGCAGCUCUCUAAUCCCACUCUGGGAUUGUUUGAGCAGAAUAGAAGCUGUAUACAAGGUCUCCAGUCAAUCAGCCAUAAUAGGGCCUCCACUCCUUUGCACAUAGCAGUUCUUGGUGCAAUCUCCAAUCAACUGCUCCCAAACCAUUCCAUUAUCUGUGCAUGCACAUCAUCACUGACCUAUAGUAAGCCACUGCAUAUUGGACCUUGGCAUAUUUCCCAAGUCUGUUCGGGCAGCUAUUUUUGUACAUGUUUUACAAGGGAUAGUCUACACUUGGGUGACGUGAAUAUUUCAAUGAAGGAAAGUCCAUAAGCUGUAGAAGAAUAUGCCGCUUGGGACCUUUAGUCUCAUAUUAAUACUAUUGUGCUCCCCAUGUAAAAGGGUGAGGCCUGUUGUAUGGCACAUAGCAUGUUGAAUGUCUUUUUGGGGCUCACCUUCACUAGAAGCACAUUGGGUACAUGGAUCUGCACUGUUUGUGGCCCCUGUACCAGCCUAUUCUUCUUAUGGUGUGACGGUUUUUGUAGAUUUGUUCUUUCUAAGGUUGUCCUAGUCCCUAUUGGUAAUUGGUGUGUCUUUCUUAUCUGCUGAAUAGACUUGACUUGCUCAGCCUGAAUAUACGGACCAUGGCAAGCAAGUAGUUGGCAGUUGGUGCUUUUCUGUCAUGUGGAGUUCACCAACCUUCUCAUUGUGCUUGGUGUAUUUUUUUUAUUUUUCCCAAGGUCUUUUAUGCCCAUUCUUGGUACUUGGCGUGGCCAUCUUAUCUCUCUUUGGUUGUGUCCCUCUCCCUAAAGUUCUUCUUACCCUCUCUUGGUACUUGGCUUGUCCAUCUAAUCUCUCUUUAGUUGUUUCCCCCUCCCUAAGGUUCUCCUUACCCUCUCUUGGUUCUCAGUGUUGUUCUUUUUUCUGAGGUUCUACAUACUCUCUUGGUACUUGGUUUGUCCAUCUUACCUCCCUUGGGUACCCCACCCUUCUAUUUAUAUUUGUUAUCCGCCCUCCAAGGUUCCCCUUAGUCUUUUUCGGUACUUGAGGCAUUCUUGUGCCUAAUAUGCCUCAUAUCCUUUAUUGACACAUGGAACUUGGCACAUCCCCAUUAUGCCGCUGUUCUAUCAUCCUACUACUUAGAUGUAAGAUUUUCUGUUUUUGUUCCCCAUUGGGUUUUGUUCUGUGAAUCGGUUUAGAAUUGUUAUUGGAAUGAGUUUAUUACACCAUAUCCUUUGCAUGUGCCCCGCCUUAAUCUGAGUUCCCAUUGUUUUUCUCUGAGCUCCACCUCCUUCAGCCCUUUUCCCAUCACCAAAUAAUUCCUGGAGCUGGAGCUAUUUCCAUCAUUCUUCAUUCCAUGUAGGGGUGAGUGCAGGGGGAUGUGGGAGCAAUACAGGUUAGUGGAAUCCAUGUAUUGGGUUGGGAUGGAUUACUUGAAACCACAUGUUUGUUUAUUGAGAUUUGUUGUGUUAAUUGUAAUUUGAUUUGUUUUUUUAUUACAAUGUAGAAAAGAAAUGCUGAUGCGGAUUAUGUAUAUGUAUGAUUUUGUUCUUCCCCACCACUGAUCCCUUUAUAAUGGGCUUGCCACUUGUGUCCUACCCCUGAGGAACCAGCCAGAGGGACUGUGGAACCAAAGCACUUAGACCCAUCACCCUUACAGCAUCCCCCUGCAAGGGUCUUGAGCAUUUGUGUGUGUGUGGCCCCUGAGAUGCUGUGCAACCUUAAUGUAUUCUGGACUAAAACACUAGCUUGUGUGUACAAUCCAUAUUGCUGAGGGCACAGUAACAUGGGGCUUUGUCUCUUUGAAUGUAAAUGCUGAUUUCUGGGCCAUGUAAUAAAUCUCUCGUAUGUGUCUAA
Messenger RNA from Xenopus laevis (African clawed frog), 5966 nucleotides. Its product is annotated as provisional ortholog of immunoglobulin superfamily member 8 S homeolog. Bases 284 to 2149 code for a protein of 621 amino acids. The record is from RefSeq and is a predicted model, not a curated record. Lineage: Eukaryota; Metazoa; Chordata; Amphibia; Anura; Pipidae. The transcript is spliced from 6 exons.